CUCCGCUAACAAAGCACCACAUUCUUUAUUCAAAUUCCACUCUUUUUUACAACCACUAGCGAGUUCUACUCAAAAACAUGUCCUCAGCCCCACUUGCAGGCCGCCCGCCGUUUGCAACAGACGAACCGGAUACCAUCUACGAGACUUCCCCGUCUCCAGCCAAACGCCGCGUCGCUCCUCCCAAACCAGACGACCCAAACAAGCGAUCCAGCGCAUACGACGUAUAUGAUAACUACCUCGCAGGUGACGCCUCCACUUCCAAGAACCCAUUCGACAGUCCACCACGCAACACAACCAGAAACCCGGAUGACGCUGGCCACCUCCGCCCUCCUCGCCCGCUUUCCGGCCACUCACAGACUUCCCGCAACAGCGGUGUAGGCGGAAUCGGAAUGGGUCUUCUCAACAUGGACUACAGCGACUCGGAGGAUGAAGACGACGACGACGACCCUAAACCCAGCACUUCUCCCGCCUCCAAGAAUGCCGCCCUUGCUGCCGCCGUCAGCCAGAAACCAACGUCUCCCACAUCCACCGUUAAUAGGUCCCCCUUCUCACCGCCGCCUGAGAGCAGCAACGCGUCUCUGCAGCCCGCCCCGGCUGCCGGUGCAUCUCACUCCCCUCCACCCAUCGCCGCUCCCCGUCCGGGCUACGCAGCGCCGAUUGCAGCACUCCAGAACCCAUUCGAACCAACUCCCUCACCUGAGAACCCACCGGCACUCUCCCCCAACAACACCAACAAUAACACCGCUCUUAACCGCAUGCCCUCCGCUCGAAUCCCACCUGCCGCACCGAUCGGCGGUAUUCCCUCUACUGCCCCCAUGCCUCGCACUGCUCCCCCGCCUAUCGCCAUCCCGCCCGCCGCCCUUACUCACGGCGGUCCCAUUCCCAGCAUGACCCCCGCCCCCCUCCAAGCGCCCGCAACACCGAUCAUGCCGGUGUUCGCCAUCCCAAAGUCGGCCGCUGAAAAAGAGACAUCUGUCAAAUUCCAGACUGGCCAACCCCUACCGCGUGCCAAGGCUAUCAUGCGCGGACAGGGAGAGGACCCACUUCUGCCCAGGCGAGGUGAGAAGGGAGAUGAUUUCUGGAGGCGGUUCAGUAUGAUUGCGAAGGAUGAGGGUGGAAAGAAGGAGAGUAUAUGGCUUCGCAAGACUCGGGAUGGUUCCAACCGCUUGUCGCGAUGGGUGUGGGUUGUUGGCAUGCUGCUGUUAAUGGCCAUCGUUGGUGCUAGUGUUCUCGGCUGGUGGUUCACCCGCUCAGACGAGCCGUCGCACACGGAACCUGCUGUUUUGGCAGGAAAUACCUCCAAGGUUGCCGCCACCUUUGCCCCGACCAACACCCCUGCUGCCGCAGGUACUUCACGGUCUGUUCUGCACGUCACGCCUACGCAUACGAUUGGUGAACGUGGACUACUUGAUGAGAUCAUCACUCCUACCCCCGUGGCUGCUUCACAACCUACCCGAACGGCCAAUGUGCAUCUUCGGAGACGAGGAGGUAAUCGGAUAGUUUGGUAA
Molecule: messenger RNA, 1508 nt
Organism: Coprinopsis cinerea okayama7#130
Lineage: Eukaryota; Fungi; Basidiomycota; Agaricomycetes; Agaricales; Psathyrellaceae
Exons: 2
Coding region: 78-1508 (476 amino acids)
Source: RefSeq, a predicted model, not a curated record